AUGAAACUCUGCAACAGCGUGGGUAUCUCAAGAAGGCACCAUCCUUCACUAAAAACCCCCAACACCCAGAACGUGCCCUCUUCUAAUUGCUCCCAUCAGAAAAGAGUUCAUCUUGACUAUCAACCACCCAUCUACACCAAUACUACAUUACACUACAUCUACACCAAUACUACAUUAUACUACUACAUCUACAUCUACACCAAUACUACAUUAUACUACAUCUACAUCUACACCAAUACUACAUUAUACUACAUCUACAUCUACACCAAUACUACAUUAUACUACAUCUACAUCUACACCAAUACUACAUUAUACUACUACAUCUACAUCUACACCAAUACUACAUUAUACUACAUCUACAUCUACACCAAUACUACAUUAUACUACAUCUACAUCUACACCAAUACUACAUUAUACUACUACAUCUACAUCUACACCAAUACUACAUUAUACUACAUCUACAUCUACACCAAUACUACAUUAUACUACAUCUACAUCUACACCAAUACUACAUUAUACUACUACAUCUACAUCUACACCAAUACUACAUUAUACUACAUCUACACCAAUACUACAUUAUACUACAUCUACAUCUACACCAAUACUACAUUAUACUACAUCUACAUCUACACCAAUACUACAUUAUACUACAUCUACAUCUACACCAAUACUACAUUAUACUACUACAUCUACAUCUACACCAAUACUACAUUAUACUACAUCUACAUCUACACCAAUACUACAUUAUACUACUACAUCUACAUCUACACCAAUACUACAUUAUACUACAUCUACAUCUACACCAAUACUAUAUUAUUCUACAUCUACACCAAUACUACAUUAUACUACAUCUACACCAAUACUACAUUAUACUACAUCUACACCAAUACUACAUUAUACUACAUCUACAUCUACACCAAUACUACAUUAUACUACAUCUACACCAAUACUACAUUAUACUACAUCUACAUCUACACCAAUACUACAUUAUACUACUACAUCUACAUCUACACCAAUACUACAUUACACUACAUCUACACCAAUACUACAUUAUACUACAUCUACAUCUACACCAAUACUACAUUAUACUACAUCUACAUCUACACCAAUACUACAUUAUACUACUACAUCUACAUCUACACCAAUACUACAUUAUACUACAUCUACACCAAUACUACAUUAUACUACAUCUACACCAAUACUACAUUAUACUACAUCUACAUCUACACCAAUACUACAUUAUACUACAUCUACACCAAUACUACAUUAUACUACAUCUACACCAAUACUACAUUAUACUACAUCUACAUCUACACCAAUACUACAUUAUACUACAUCUACACCAAUACUACAUUAUACUACAUCUACAUCUACACCAAUACUACAUUAUACUACUACAUCUACAUCUACACCAAUACUACAUUACACUACAUCUACACCAAUACUACAUUAUUCUACAUCGACACCAAUACUACAUUAUACUACAUCUACACUAAUACUACAUUAUACUACAUCUACACUAAUACUAACAUUAUACUACAUCUACACCAAUACUACAUUAUACUACAUCUCUACACCAAUACUACAUUAUACUACAUCUACAUCUACACCAAUACUACAUUAUACUACUACAUCUACAUCUACACCAAUACUACAUUAUACUACAUCUACAUCUACACCAAUACUACAUUAUACUACAUCUACAUCUACACCAAUACUACAUUAUACUACUACAUCUACAUCUACACCAAUACUACAUUAUACUACAUCUACAUCUACACCAAUACUACAUUAUACUACAUCUACAUCUACACCAAUACUACAUUAUACUACUACAUCUACAUCUACACCAAUACUACAUUAUACUACAUCUACAUCUACACCAAUACUACAUUAUUCUACAUCUACACCAAUACUACAUUAUUCUACAUCUACACCAAUACUACAUUAUACUACAUCUACACCAAUACUACAUUAUACUACAUCUACACCAAUACUACAUUAUACUACAUCUACAUCUACACCAAUACUACAUUAUUCUACAUCUACAUCUACACCAAUACUACAUUAUACUACAUCUACACCAAUACUACAUUAUACUACAUCUACACCAAUACUACAUUAUUCUACAUCUACAUCUACACCAAUACUACAUUAUUCUACAUCUACACCAAUACUACAUUAUACUACAUCUACACCAAUACUACAUUAUACUACAUCUACACCAAUACUACAUUAUACUACAUCUACAUCUACACCAAUACUACAUUAUACUACAUCUACAUCUACACCAAUACUACAUUAUACUACAUCUACACCAAUACUACAUUAUACUACAUCUACACCAAUACUACAUUAUACUACAUCUACACCAAUACUACAUUAUACUACAUCUACAUCUACACCAAUACUACAUUAUACUACAUCUACAUCUACACCAAUACUACAUUAUACUACUACAUCUACAUCUACACCAAUACUACAUUAUACUACAUCUACACCAAUACUACAUUAUACUACAUCUACAUCUACACCAAUACUACAUUAUACUACAUCUACAUCUACACCAAUACUACAUUAUACUACUACAUCUACAUCUACACCAAUACUACAUUAUACUACAUCUACAUCUACACCAAUACUACAUUAUACUACAUCUACAUCUACACCAAUACUACAUUAUACUACUACAUCUACAUCUACACCAAUACUACAUUAUACUACAUCUACAUCUACACCAAUACUACAUUAUACUACAUCUACAUCUACACCAAUACUACAUUAUACUACUACAUCUACAUCUACACCAAUACUACAUUAUACUACAUCUACACUAAUACUACAUUAUACUACAUCUACACCAAUACUACAUUAUACUACAUCUACAUCUACACCAAUACUACAUUAUACUACAUCUACACUAAUACUACAUUAUACUACAUCUACACCAAUACUACAUUAUACUACAUCUACAUCUACACCAAUACUACAUUAUACUACAUCUACAUCUACACCAAUACUACAUUAUACUACUACAUCUACAUCUACACCAAUACUACAUUAUACUACAUCUACAUCUACACCAAUACUACAUUAUUCUACAUCUACACCAAUACUACAUUAUUCUACAUCUACACCAAUACUACAUUAUACUACAUCUACACUAAUACUACAUUAUACUACAUCUACACUAAUACUAACAUUAUACUACAUCUACACCAAUACUACAUUAUACUACAUCUGCAUCUACACCAAUACAUUAUACUACAUCUACAUCUACACUAA
Hypanus sabinus (Atlantic stingray) is the source of this 3285-nucleotide messenger RNA. RefSeq names its product DNA-directed RNA polymerase subunit beta''-like. The record is from RefSeq and is a predicted model, not a curated record. The transcript is spliced from 3 exons. Lineage: Eukaryota; Metazoa; Chordata; Chondrichthyes; Myliobatiformes; Dasyatidae. Bases 1 to 3285 code for a protein of 1094 amino acids.